Messenger RNA from Hydractinia symbiolongicarpus, 642 nucleotides. Its product is annotated as soma ferritin-like. Gene Ontology annotation, molecular function: ferric iron binding; ferrous iron binding. NCBI's taxonomy places the organism in Eukaryota, Metazoa, Cnidaria, Hydrozoa, Anthoathecata, Hydractiniidae. The coding region runs from base 39 to 554 and encodes 171 amino acids. The record is from RefSeq and is a predicted model, not a curated record. Gene Ontology annotation, biological process: iron ion transport; intracellular iron ion homeostasis. Gene Ontology annotation, cellular component: cytoplasm. The transcript is spliced from 3 exons.
AAAUCGGACAACGUACCUACUCACAAUUACCUCUCAAUAUGUCUGCAAUUCGCCAAAACUACCACGAAGAUUGUGAAGCUGCUAUCAACAAGCAAAUCAACAUGGAACUUUACGCAAGCUACGUCUAUCAACAAAUGGCUUAUCAUUUUGACCGGGAUGAUGUUGCAUUGGAAGGAUGUCAUAAGUUUUUCAAGCAUCAAUCAGACGAGGAAAGAGAACAUGCAGAAAAGUUGAUGAAGUAUCAAAACUCACGAGGUGGGCGCAUUGUGCUUCAUGAUAUCAAGGCCCCCGCAGCCAAUGACUGGGCGAAUCACAUUGCUGCAUUGGAAGCUGCUUUGAUACUUGAAAGAAAGGUGAAUGAUUCCUUGAUUGCAAUCCACAAAACUAGUGAUGAAAAGAAUGACUACCAUCUAAGUGAUUUCUUGGAAUCAGAAUUUUUGGAUGAACAAGUACAGUCAAUCAACGAGAUCAGUAAACUGAUCACCAAGGCUAAGCUUUGUGGCACUGGACUUGGUACCUUCCAAUUUGAUAAAUUGGAGAUUGGCAGCGACUGAUUUCUGAUUUUUGUAACAAUGAUUCGAGGACUAAAAAUCAUUAUGUACACCACUGUUUGUAUAAGAAUAUAAAAUGUAUAUGCUGUUU